UCCUAUAAUACAGUAGAAAAUAGAGGGAAGUGUGAGCCAGGGGGCAACUUGGUUCAUUCAUCUGCAAAGAAUUCAAGAUGAUGCCCAUAGACGGAAGUGUUGAUGAUGCCGGUACAUUCCUUGGAGUUGAGGAGGACUAUUUCCCUCCCGAUUUCAAGGAAUACAUACGAAAGGAACGACUCAACUGGUCGCGAUUUGAAGGAGAUCCAUAUUAUAGAUGUGUUUUCUGGAGCCAACUCGGCAAGUCUUCUCUCUCUCUUGCUUUCUUUUUUUAGGGGCUCAACCGCUCAACCUCAAUUUUCAUUUACAGAUAAUUUGGCGGACUCAAUCAGACAUGCUCUCCAAAAAGUGAUAAUAAAGGAGGAACUUCGGGAUUCCCUAGUUCAAUUUUGGGCAGCCACAAAAACGUCCGAGUGGCGGACUUUGCUUACAACUCAAUUCCAACCUUUUGCUCUUGGUAAAACAUAUACCACGGUUGCGAGAAAUUGGCUUUGUGAGUACAGGAUGGGGAUGCGUAGGGAGUAUAAUAACUCCUUCUACGCAGAUGCAGAGUGUGCACAAGAACAACUUGGGCUUCAUGGCCGUGUCUUCCUCAAUCAACACCCCGAAUCCACUCCGCAUGUGAGGCAUUACACUCUCAAAGAGUAUCCACAGCGCGACCUUGCUUUACAUUGCCAGAUUGGAUCAUCUUGGGCUGUGCCAGGGUUCGACCAUUUCAGCGACACCUGUGUUGGUGUACUUGAGAUUGUGUCUCUGUACUUCAAGGUUCGAAAUUGGCAUGACAAAUCUUUCCUCGGCGAAAUGUAUGACAUUUUUCAGGAGUUUGGUCUGCAAUGUUUUGAUGGAUAUAACCACUACGAAAUGAAAAUCGGGGAUGAAAAUAAAGCACGCACAACUGCCUUCCAGGAACUCAACACGGUGUUGAAAACGGUGUGCGAAAUUCAUAAUCUACCCUUCGCUAUGACAUGGGUCCCUUGCAGUGUUUGCAACGGUUUACUGCAAGGGCCACUCCUGUCCGAGGCUGUGGAAUAUUGUGGGCACAAUGAGGACGAGUUUGAUGAGUUCGUAAAAGUCAUUAAAUACAGUCACUUAGGAAAGGGAGGGGUUGCCGGGAUGUUACUUUCAUCUCCUAACAUGUUGUACUGCUCGGACAUAACCCAACUCAGCUUAACUGAGUACCCCUUGGUACCCUAUGUACAACUGAUGGAAUUCCGUGGUUGGUUCACAUUAUGCUUGCAGAGCAGUUACACUGCAAAUGACAUUUAUGCAGUAGAGUUUUUUUUGCCCACGAGAAACAGAUGCGGUGACAACUCAUGGACCUUAUUGAGCUUGAUAUUGGGAACAAUGGAGGACAAUUUCAAAACUUUUAAGCUUGCUUCUGGCCAAGAACUGGGGGAAUUAUUAUCAGUUAAAGUUAUGGAUUUUCAGAAGGGUCAAAAACUUCAUUCUGUUCAAAAUAUCCAAGCUAAGGGUGCAGGAGAACGCAAAAGAAAGACGGAAAGGAAACAUAGAAGAACUGGAGUUAGAAUUGAAGUUUCGUGGGAGGAUAUCCUUGAAUGUGCAAAAAAUAAAAUGAGUCGUAAAGGGGCUGCGGAGAAACUCCAAGUUAGCAUAUCGACAUUGAAGCGUGUAUGUAGGGGUUAUGGUCUUGAUCGGUGGCCACCUCGCAAUCAAAACAUAAAAAAGUUCCCUUCCUUUCGGUCCUCGCCUGUUGAGAACAAGGGACAAACCCGACAACAUCUAAAUUCUGAUUUGCCUUCAAAGCAAGCCUCGGAUAGUGUUGCUCACACAAAGCCAGCAUUCCAAGGUGCAAAUAUAGUGACAAUUAGGGCGAAAUAUGAAAAUAAUAUGAUAAAGUUCCGGCUGUCUUUGCCGUCUAGAUUAGUAGCGCUUCAGCAAGAAGUGGCUAAAAGACUGAACCUGGAAGCUGGAACUUACUACAUCAGGUAUGAAGAUGAGGAAAAUGAGUUGAUUUUAAUAGCUUGCGACCAGGACUUACUAGAUUGUAUAGACACUUUCAAAUCAUUGGGCAACACUUCGGUUGUUGUGCAGCUUGAGCCCAAAUAGCCCAGUAUCUAUCGACCUUCCUGUAGUUUUUGACAUCGUUUGUUUUAAUUCCUGUGAUUUUCAAGUGCUUUUUUUAAUGGUAAUAAUACUGCUGCCCCAGUGAAAAGAUCA
Molecule: messenger RNA, 2178 nt
Organism: Rhododendron vialii
Lineage: Eukaryota; Viridiplantae; Streptophyta; Magnoliopsida; Ericales; Ericaceae
Product: protein NLP7-like
Exons: 4
Coding region: 103-2067 (654 amino acids)
Molecular function (GO): protein binding; DNA-binding transcription factor activity
Source: RefSeq, a predicted model, not a curated record